Ostreobium quekettii is the source of this 768-nucleotide messenger RNA. The record is from the annotation of a GenBank genome assembly. NCBI's taxonomy places the organism in Eukaryota, Viridiplantae, Chlorophyta, Ulvophyceae, Bryopsidales, Ostreobiaceae.
AUGGGCAUCGUCAACCAGCGGCGGAAGGAGCCCACAAUAGCAGACAAGGCAAAGAAGGACUUCAUUACGCUGAUGAUUGAAGCCAGGGAGAGGGAGUCAGGGCGUGCACUCAACGAUCUCGAGAUCUUGCACAACUCCCGACUGUUCCUGGCGGCAGGACACGAGACAACUGCCGGCACACUCGCCAUUUUCCUUUUCCACGUUGCACAGCAUCCAGAGGUGGAGAAGAAGAUCUUGGAAGAGGUGGACAGGCUAAAUGACAGGAAACCACCGUCCUACGAGGGCCUGGAGAGGUACCAAUACUUGGAAUGGGCAUUGAACGAGUCCAUGCGCAUGCUGUCAGUGGUGCCAUUGCUGUCGCGUAAGGCCAGUCAAGACUUCCAUCUCGGGGGAACGGUGCGAGUGCCCAAAGGGGCGGGGAUCGUCAUCCCGAUACAUUGGCUCCACCACGAUGCCAAGCUCUGGGGCGACCCGGAGAACUUCAGACCAGAGCGUUUCGACACAGGCUCGGACGAGUGCCAGAAACGCCACCCCCAAGCCUUUAUGCCAUUUGGAGGAGGUCCAAGGGUGUGCCUCGGGUCGAAAUUUGCCAUCAUGGAGAUGCUGCUGGUGCUGAUCAUGCUGUAUCGGCAGUACACUUUCAGUGUCGAUGGCAGCUGCACGUCGACUCCCUUGAAGAUCAAUGUCUCCGUAACCAUCGAGCCGACUGAUGGGAUCCAUCUGCAUGUCCAUGAACGACAAAAUGGAUUUGGCAUGAAAGCACCUUGA